This is a messenger RNA of Athene cunicularia (burrowing owl), 2251 nucleotides long. It is a transcript of the gene SLC37A3, whose product is annotated as solute carrier family 37 member 3. The transcript has 15 exons. The record is from RefSeq and is a predicted model, not a curated record. Gene Ontology annotation, biological process: transmembrane transport. Gene Ontology annotation, cellular component: endoplasmic reticulum membrane. NCBI's taxonomy places the organism in Eukaryota, Metazoa, Chordata, Aves, Strigiformes, Strigidae. The coding region runs from base 194 to 1699 and encodes 501 amino acids. Gene Ontology annotation, molecular function: transmembrane transporter activity.
ACAGGCCCCGUGGUUGACAGGCCUGUAAGGACCGUGGUGCUGGGAAAUUGGAGUGCCUUGGGUUCCUUUAUGCUGCAUGUUCAGGGGCAGCCCUAAGCAAUUUUACUGCUGCCUUAAAUGAGAAGAAAAAUGACCUAAGCGCCAUCCAGCCUUUGUGGCCAAGGGCGGGAGCAGGGGUGGGGCUGCCAGGAGGAUGGCUUUGCCUGGAAGCUUAUGGAGGCAGCCUGCAAGCAGAGGCCUUGUGUCCCAUUGCACCCACCAUCAUAUUGUUGUCUUCCUGCUGACCUUCUUCAGUUAUUCCCUGCUCCAUGCUUCCAGGAAGACUUUCAGUAAUGUCAAAGUCAGCAUUUCCAGCCAAUGGACUCCCUCCUGCCUAAACAGCACGGCCCCUGAGCUCCGGCCAUAUGAGCUCUGGAAUAGCAGUCAUUUAUUUCCAAAUGCAGAAGAAGCAACUCUCUUCUUGGGAACAUUGGACACUAUCUUUUUGUUUUCCUAUGCUAUGGGUCUCUUUGUCAGUGGCAUAGUUGGGGAUCGCCUGAAUUUACGCUGGGUUUUGUCUUUUGGCAUGUGUUCCUCUGCUCUGGUGGUAUUCUUCUUUGGCACACUCACAGAAUGGUUGCAUUUCUACAACAAGUGGUUCUACUGCUGUCUCUGGGUUGUGAAUGGCUUGCUGCAGUCUACUGGUUGGCCCUGUGUGGUUGCUGUCAUGGGCAAUUGGUUUGGAAAAGCUGGGAGAGGUUUUGUGUUUGGACUCUGGAGUGCCUGUGCAUCUGUGGGAAAUAUCCUUGGGGCAUUCCUUGCCUCCUGUGUUCUCAAAUAUGGCUAUGAGUAUGCUUUCUUGGUGACUGCCUCAGUACAGUUUGCUGGAGGAGUCAUUGUCUUCUUCGGGCUCCUGACAUCACCAAAGGAAGUGGGGCUCCCUGAGCUUGGAGCAGAUGAAGAUGGCAGUGUGGAAGAAGAUGCCAACAGACCUUUAAUGGGCAAUGAUGAUGCAGAUGAUGAUGACCGGAAUUACUCUAUUCAAGCAACUGACACUGAUGACCAGCCAAAGGCUAUUGGCUUUUUCCAGGCUUGUUGCCUUCCGGGUGUAGUACUGUACUCUUUGGCCUAUGCCUGCUUGAAACUGGUGAAUUACUCAUUCUUCUUCUGGCUGCCUUUCUACCUCAGCAACAACUUUGGAUGGAAAGAAGCAGAAGCUGACCAGCUGUCUAUCUGGUAUGAUGUGGGAGGAAUCAUAGGUGGGACUAUCCAGGGCUUGAUUUCUGAUGUGCUGCAGAAGAGAGCCCCAGUGCUAGCAAUUAGCCUGCUCUUUGCUGUGGGCUCUCUCUUUGCAUACAGCCGUUCUCCAAACAGCAAACCUAUCAAUGCUGUGAUCAUGGCAAUUACAGGAUUUUUCAUCGGAGGCCCUUCUAACAUGAUCAGUUCUGCAAUUUCUGCGGAUCUGGGGCGCCAGGAUCUGGUGAAAGGCAGCAGUGAGGCUCUGGCAACAGUCACGGGAAUUGUGGAUGGAACUGGCAGUAUUGGUGCUGCAGUGGGCCAGUAUCUAGUGUCUUUGAUCCAGGAGAACCUGGGAUGGAUGUGGGUUUUCUAUUUCUUUAUUCUAAUGACCAGUUCAACAGUCCUGUUCAUUUCACCAUUAAUAGUGAGGGAGAUCAGAUUGCUUCUGCAUGAGCGGCACCUGCGAAUGCUGGCUGAGUGACUUCUGCUUGCCUCUGGAAGAACCGUUGUACAGACCUGACAGCCAGGAACUGAGCAAAACUCUGGGAGACAUGCUUCUUGCGUCCUCCAGGUUUGGACUAAUUCAAAAUGGCUCUGCAAGACGAUUGACCUGCCUUUGCGAGCUCAAUAGUGACGUACCAAAUACCCGUCCUGAGACCACCCACAUCACGGAGCUGCUGACCCACACUAGACAAUCCACGGGACUGGCAGAUGGUCCUGGCCCACCAGGCUCUUCCGUGUCAGCAGCCACGCUAGGGUCUUCUGUUGGGUGGUCUCACUGCUAUACCCUUUCUUAUUUAUUUCUGGACGUCCUGUCCAGAGGUCGACUGUUUAAAACUUAUGGCGGAGAGGCUGUCUUGCAGUGAAUUUUGAUGCUCCAUUGUGCCGGUGAAAUCAUACAGUGCAUUUCAUGGGUCAUCUAAAUUUACGACCGCUUUAGCUUUUAGAAAGGGCCAAAAUAAUUACUUGAAAUUUGCGCUGUCCGGUUGUUUAAAAAAAUGCUGUUGCUAAAUCUCUGCACAGACAGACCUCU